Messenger RNA from Monodelphis domestica (gray short-tailed opossum), 1659 nucleotides. Lineage: Eukaryota; Metazoa; Chordata; Mammalia; Didelphimorphia; Didelphidae. The record is from RefSeq and is a predicted model, not a curated record.
AGAAAUCCAGAAAAUUGCUACUACAAAGUGCCAUUUUAUAUGUCUAUAUGUUGUACCACAAUCAUCAAGAUGGGGAUAUGUACAGAUUCUCUUGUUUCUGUUUUUGUAGGACGUGAUUAUGAAAAAUCUAAAGUCUGUAAGGAUUUCACCAGUUUGGGAAAAGACAACUUCCAAUCAUUAUCACUUGUUCUAUACAGCAGAAAAUUUUCCAGUGGCACCUUUGAAGAGGUCAAAGCCUUAGUGAAUGAAGUUGUCUCCUUGGCAGAAGAGUGUUGUGAUGUGAAUGCUGCCCCUGACUGCUAUGAUAGAAGGACUACAGAAUUGUCCAGUAAGUCCUGUGAACAUGACGCUCCAUUCCCCAAACACCCAGAUACUCAUAAGUGCUGUGCCCAAGAAGGUCUGGAACGAAAUCUCUGUAUGACUGCUCUCGUGCACCCACCCCAAUUGUUCCCAACCUACAAGGAGCCAUCAAAUGAAGAAAUAUGUGAAUCCUUCAGGAAGAAACCCAGUGGUUUUAAUGAAAAGUAUUUAUAUGAAUACUCCAGCAGUUAUGGACAAGCUCCACUCCCACUGUUAGUAAGUUACACCAAGAACUAUCUCUCUAUGGUGAGUACCUGCUGUGCAUCGUCUGACAUCAAAGCUUGCUUUGCUACAGAGAGGUUUGAGAAUAAGUUCCUAACACUACUUACCACAUUGUCAGAUGAAGCCUGCUCAAAUUUUGCUGUCAAUGGAAUAGAGAAAACAAGGUUCAGCUACAUUGUCGAGUUUUCCCAAAAAGCACCAAUAGCUGAUUUAGAAGAUAUAGAACUAGUGGCUGAAAGCAUGACCAACGUUCUCUCCGAGUGCUGUGAUUCCAUCAUAGAGGACUGCAUGGCUAAUGGGAUUGCAGAAUAUACUGUAAGUGCUUGUGAGAGUUUAUCUGGCAAGGAAAAAGAGUUCAAAAAUUGUUGUGAAGAGAAAAACCGAAUGAACAUUUUCUUGUGCAUUUAUUCUAUGCCAGCUGCCCAACCUAGCAAACUUUCAGAUAAUCCCAGUAAUGAAAAAACAUGCAACACAGAAAACACUAACAAAAUAGAGAAAUACAUCUUUGAACAGAGAAGGAAACCAAACAUCCCAGAAGUAUUCAUCACAAGAGUACACCGCUUAUGUGUGGAAGCUCUGAGUCAAUGCUGCAAAAAUGAGAAGCCACAGGCUUGUCUGAAUUCCAGGAAACCAUUAGCAAGAAGUGAAAUUAUCCCAUUCUUAGCCAAGGGAGAAGAACUCUGUGAUGAUUACUCUCAACUUACUCUUACUGAAUUCAAAAAAAGAUUGAUGCUGAAACUAAAAUUCUUCUGGCCACGACUCAUGUCUUUUGACUUCGGAACAAAAUGGUAAAUGGACCCUGAAGACCAGAACUGAAAGGAAUUUGCUAAGCUUUUGGAAGAAACAGCAUCAAUUUCCCUCCCCACUACACAGCAUUCUCCCCAGAAUCACAGAAAUGUAAUGGAUGUGCAAAUAAAAACAAUUGAUAUGAUUUGUAUAUCAAAGGAAUAUUAUAAAAAGUGCUGUCAUACCAAUGACCCCCUGGUCUCUGAGAGAUUAUUAUUUAUUCUUUUGCUACAGAGACAAUAACACAAAGGGUCCUGCCCUAAAAAUACGGGUUUCCAGAGGGCAGAGAUA